CGAGCGGCGUGAUGACAGUGACGAAUGGGCGGCGGGUGAAGUGGUGGCCGCGCGGAAAAAGUGGACGCUGGGCGCAUGCGAGAUUGGGACGGGUCACGCCGUCGUCAGGGGCGCGAACCACUCUUGCACUGCACCUCACCUCAAACACUCCCCGACCGCGCGAACGGUCCUCUUCAUGCACCCAACGCUGGCCCGUCGCUGGUCCACCAACUGCUCGGUUAGGCACAGGUAGGUCUUGUAUGCACUGGCCUUCGCUUUCCCUUACUCUACCUUAGUCUGCUCUCCUUGCCUUCUCUCACUCUCCUUCUUCCUCUUCUUCUUCUCCUCCAUCACACACGUCCCUUUCACCCGUCACUCAUUGGUGUGCUUCCUCUUUGCUCUCUAGCCUCUGCAUCUUCGAGUCACUCGCUUCAAACCAACAACAACAAUCACUUUCAACCAACCAGCCCCUUCAUCAAACACCCCUCGACAACCUCCAACAUGCGCACCUUCGCCAUCUUCACCGCAGGCCUCGCCUACUUCGCCUCCACCGCCUGUGCGGCCGGGUCAACAGCAGCAGCCGGUUCGGCGGCACCAUCGAACCCAAGCUACGGCGGCACCAGCAGCGGCAACGCCGUCGGCGCCCAGUCCUCCGCCACCCCAACGAACCCCAGCUACGGCACCAGCAGCGCCGGCUCCUCCGCCGCCGCCAUCUCGACCGGCUCCGUCAACCCGCCGCCCUACUCCCGCGGCUCCAGCGGCCUGUCGUGGGGCACCGCGUCGACGGGCUGGAUGUCGUCGAACGGCACGCACCACCACCCCACCUCCGGCGGCUCGACCGGCCACCUGACCAAGCCCACCACGCCCAUCACCCACCCGCACCACUCUUCCACUGCCGCGGCCGUCAGCACCAACACUCAACCUGCCCUCACCACCGCCGCCGUCGCCACUUCCACCGGCACCGGACAAGCGGCGGGCGGUGUGGCUGUCAACGUCGCGGGAUUGCUGCUUGCGGGCGGCAUGGCGGUGCUUGCUAUGUAGACCUGUCAAUCAUGGGGUGGGCAAGGUGCAUUUUGGGCGGAGUUUCUGGGCAUUGGUUCUAAUUCACAGGGCAAAAAUCGAGGGCCCUUUUUGGACGUCUGGGGUAAUUUUGGGGAAAUUUCAUCACCCAUAGAUUAUGCAUUUGCAGUUGCUUCCAUCACUCAAUCAAUCAACAAACAUCAAAC
Molecule: messenger RNA, 1205 nt
Organism: Neohortaea acidophila
Lineage: Eukaryota; Fungi; Ascomycota; Dothideomycetes; Mycosphaerellales; Teratosphaeriaceae
Exons: 1
Coding region: 481-1020 (179 amino acids)
Source: RefSeq, a predicted model, not a curated record